Messenger RNA from Acromyrmex echinatior (Panamanian leafcutter ant), 1816 nucleotides. RefSeq names its product proliferation-associated protein 2G4. The record is from RefSeq and is a predicted model, not a curated record. Lineage: Eukaryota; Metazoa; Arthropoda; Insecta; Hymenoptera; Formicidae.
ACCAUUCACCAUUGGGCUGAUUAGGCCGAUUGGGCAUUGGCCGCAUUGGGGCCAUUGGGCGACUUGGCGCCCGCCGUUGUGUCUGGUCUGGUCGUGUCGGUCGUUCAUACGAGUAACGAGUGACGAGUCAGUAGUCGUGGGUAGUCGAGUACGCGUUGAUACGCGUACCGAGAGUACCGUCGAGUGAUUCUCACAGCGAGGAAGCCGCUGGGAUCACGUGAUCGCUAAUAUACAUUGUAUCGUAGACAUGGCUGACAAGGAAGAAACUGAGAAGACCAUCGCCGAGGACUUGGUUGUCACCAAGUAUAAAAUGGCCGGCGAGAUCGUGAACCGUGUAUUAAAGCAAGUUUUAAACAAAUGCAUCGCUGGAGCUUCUGUAAGGGAAAUAUGUGAGUUUGGUGACAAAAUACUCACAGAGGAAACUAGUAAAGUCUUCAAAAAAGAGAAAGAACUUAAAAAGGGGAUUGCUUUUCCAACAUGCAUAUCAGUCAACAAUUGCAUUUGCCAUUUCUCUCCUAUUGCUAGUGAACCUGACCUGAUUCUCAAAGAUGAAGAUAUGGUUAAAGUUGAUCUUGGAGCACAUGUUGAUGGUUUUAUAGCUGUAGUAGCACAUACCAUUGUUAUAGGAUCUUUAGAGAAAAAAGUCACAGGCAAAAAAGCAGAUGUAGUUUUAGCUGCGCACUAUGCUUCUCAAGCUGCAUUAAGGCUUUUGAAACCAGGUACAGAGACUUACACAAUAACAGGCACUGUGGAGAAAAUAUGUGAUGUCUAUAAAUGUAAGCCAAUUGAAGGUAUGUUAAGUCAUCAGUUAAAACAAUUUAAGAUCGAUGGAGAGAAAACAAUAAUUCAGAAUCCAAACGAUGCGCAAAAGAAGGAACAUGAAAAGUAUACUCUCGAGACUCACGAGGUCUAUGCAAUGGAUGUAUUAGUGAGUACAGGUGAAGGAGUAGGAAGAGAACAGGACACUCGAGUUACGAUAUACAAAAAGACAGAGGAGACAUAUCAACUCAAACUGAAGGCGUCUCGCAUGUUUUAUUCAGAAGUCUCUCACAAACAUGGUCUCAUGCCUUUCAAUUUACGUACCUUCGAAGAUGAAAAAAAAGCAAAAAUGGCUGUUGUUGAAUGUGUAAAUCAUAGAUUGAUCGAGCCGUUCCAAGUGUUGUAUGAAAAACCAAACGAGUACGCGGCACAAUUCAAAUUUACGGUACUUUUGAUGCCUAAUGGACCUCACAAAAUUACAGGAAUUCCUUUUGAUCUUGAUAUGUAUCAAUCUGACUGUGUUGUAGACGAUCCUGAAUUGAAGACCCUUUUGUAUUCUUCGGCAAAUCCGAAAUCUGCGAAAAAGAAGAAAAAGAAGGCUGAGAAAGCUGUAGGAGACGUUGCCGUCGAAGUCGAUGCUAAAGCCUAACAUUGUCAUUUUAAGACGUAUCACGACUCAAAGGCGUCGUGCACUACUCCGAUACUUUUUAUUUAGUAAUCUAAACUAGCAAAGGCUGGACACUUUCAAAAUACGGAUCAAUCAGUAUAGCCAUAUUUUCAUCCGGACAUUGCACAAAGUUACAACGUUAUGCCUUACAUAGCUACGUCCCUAUAUGAAUCGGCAAUUGUCUAGUGCACAUUUAUAUAUAUUUUAUUCAUUCGAGGAAAGUGUCGAGUUUUUUUGCUGUUGUAUCGAGAAAAUUAAACUUUAUCACAUGCAUUAUGCCACAACUUUAUCAGCGUUUAAGUUUUUGUACCAGAUUAUCUUUUAAUGGAUUAUGGUAUUAUUACUAUUACAAAUUGAUGAUUAUUCAUAUGAUCAUUAUUUGCAAUUGUA